Molecule: messenger RNA, 3944 nt
Organism: Amoebophrya sp. A25
Lineage: Eukaryota; Dinophyceae; Syndiniales; Amoebophryaceae
Source: the annotation of a GenBank genome assembly
AAAUAGACGAGCCAAAAUAAAAAGAUUUGGCAACAAGGAGUACCAAGAUUUCUAGAUUCUCGAAAAUGUUGAUGUAGCUUUUCCUUUUCCUUUCAGUUUUCUUAUCGAAGCAAGCCUUCAUGUAACAGGAUCUUCCCUGCUGCACUCGGUAGCGGUACCAAUACCAACAGAUCCAGAAUGCACAAGAGAUGUAGUUUAUGAUGAUAAAACAUUAACGUAUCUAAAUAAGAGCCAGGCACGCGCAUCCCCAUCCCGGACCUGAAGAUGCUACAGCGGGUACCGAGCAACGGCAACGGACCCCUGCGGCCGUGGCCGGGACGGGGAGCAUGUCGUCGGCUUUCCGCAGUAUCUUGCCUGCAUUUAUUGCUCUUUUACAAUGGUUUGGUACAAGUGCGGGCUCAAACAGAGGAGGAUAUGAAAUUGUUCAAAAAGCACGCAGGAGACCUCGUGCAUCAAUCCGACCCUUACGCAGUCAUGAAAGCAGAAGCGAAAAUACAGGAGAAACUUCAGAAAAAUAGUGUCAGCUCCCACGAAGGCGAGAUGCCGAGAUGGGGCGAAAAUGGUGCCAAUGAUUCAUGUCCUCUCGUUCUCAACCUUAGAAGAAUCGUAUUGGUGAUGCGGAUUCACUGUCGUGCGGCUACAACCUUGAUAUGCCUUGCAGCUUCUCAUGGCAACGGACUUUAUUCGACAGAAGUAUUUCAUUGAGUAAACGCCAAUAAUUAUACUACAGGAUACUGGACCAAGCUGGAAGGAAUCACAGUGACCGGCGGUGACCUGCGUCCGAGAUUCAGGCGGACGCGGUUCGACUAUGAUGUCCUGAUCCGCAGCGCGCGAGAUCGCGUAGCGUAUAUCCUUCCCGAACUGCAAUUCCACAAAUUCCCUCCUCGGUAUCCUCCGCAAAUAAAGCUAGACGGCUUGGAGCACAAGUACAGUCCGUUAGAGCCCAUUCAGGUUCCACUGUACCUAAAUGUGACCAACGGUCCAACGGACCAGACAGUUGUGGUGUCUGUAGGCGAUCCAAAAAACCCAACGAAUGUGCAUGAUUACUACCUCAGGAUCCUUCAGGGACCGUCGCCCGAUCUGGUAUUAGGGUAGUUGUGAUUUAGUUUUUUGCUUUUGUUGUUGUUUGUGAAGCUUGUAAGUUCCAUAGGCCAAGCAACUAAGGAAUAGAUAAUAGCGUCGUAGCGCUUCGCAGCUGCGUUUUUGCGCGACGGCAGUCACAGCAAAUACAAUCACAACUUUCACAGCUCCGGAUGUCGUCGCUGAAGGUGUACAACUCCUAUGGCGUGGAGAUCGAGGAGGCAUCUGAGACCAAGCGCCUGUCGAACAAGUUUGUAUAUGUCUUGCAGGAGGAGCACGAAUAUGCCGAUGUGUAUCUCGAAUGCGACAAGGAUACACCUUACAUUCGGUACGAUGGUGUUCAGUACUGGCCGGGCAACCCUUACCGGCAAUUUAUGCGCAACCCGCAGGAGCAUGUCUUAGCGUCUUGCUGCUACAAAGACCAGGAGUGGACCCACGGGGACGAGAUGUCGCGCACGUACAUGAUCAAAAUCCUAAAGCCGCAGGAAAUGAAUCUGGACACGGUCGAGUUCGACCUACAAAUUCCGCCUGCUUUAGGUCACUGCGAGCGUGCCAAAGAGGGUUCUUUCUCGCACCCAUUACCGACGACGGGAUGGGAUUGCCGGGCAUAUAGGACACACUCGACGCUGAUUAAGGCACAGUAUGAAGAUGAGCACCAGUUAUUAGGUAGGCGUUCUAGGCCUCGUAGCCGUAGGUCUCUAGCAACGGUUCUAUGAUUUUCAAGCAACAUCACGUCCUGCGUUUUCUCAACAAGGAUGUUAACGCUGUCGCCUUAUCGCUAUUAAAAAGUACUCUAAGACGAUUGCGGCUUGGAAUUCUACAGUUGAAAUCAACAUGCACGACGAGCAAGGACGCAAAUUCAAUUAAGGCCAUCCACUUUAUGCAAAAGAAAUAUCGUCCUACCUACCCGCCUUACGGUUACGCAAUGGAACUCAUCGCUAGUAUGAUAAUUGAGGAUCUUCAUUCUGCCACCAUUUUCCUUUUCGUUCUGCUCGACAGAUGUAACACAGUCGCUUUUAUUCUCUGGAGAUGUAGCACAACUAAGCUGAGAAUGAUUUAGAAGCACGAACAAUAAUAUGCGAGUCCCAUUUCAUUGUCUCUUUAAUGUAAGCUGCUGAAUGGAAUGCCGACUGUGAUGCCACGUUUGGACAAUGGAGCCCAUCACUUCGUGAUCACAAUCAAGGGAUUUAUGGGCCGGGUUCGAGAGAUGCCACUUACCCUCAAAACGAACACAGCGAGCUCACACGGCUCGUGGCGUGGAUCCGAGUUGAAGUUAAGCUUGAGUCCUCACUGCUUGAUGAUAUUCAUGCAUGUACUUCGUAGGAGUUGCAUGCAUUUGAAAAGGUGGAUAUCAAAUCAGCUCCAUAGAUUUUUUUGUCAGCUGCAACGAACUCUGAAACAAGUAUCUCCGUUUUCAGCAUGUAGUCAGCCUGGCAUCUAAUCAACCAGGUCGAUAUGAGCAAGCUUGUUACCGUCAAUCCGAUUAUGGGGGAAGGCCAUUGCGUGCACGCGGUCGAGGAUAAAAGCAAGAUGUACUGCACGACGCAUUUACGGAAAGUGCAUCUUAUGGUAGUAACCUGUUAGAUGAUUGCCAUUGGAAACCCUUGUGCUGUAGUUCAGGAUCUCUUUAGACGACUGGGACGAUGAUUUCAUGGGUUUUUGUACGAGAAGCUUCGUCCACCUGAGUACUUCUCGCACUCGUACUUCACUACAGGUCGUGUACGGCGAGCCUGACGGCAUUACGGCAGAGCUCCGUCGUCCGACGCAGGAGAAAGUGUGCGACGUAGAGCUCGGGUUGCCGACUAAGGCGUUGUCGGUCCAGUCCACAAAGAAAGGAACGCACCUGAUUCUAAACGUUUUCAAAAAGAGUAAGCCUUUUCAUCAAUAUGAGGUGAUAUUGCACACGACAUUGGCGCCAGGACAAACAGACCAACCGACAGUACACGACCGCGAUUACUUCUUAUGACUCAUAUUUUUGGUCAGUCUACUUACUCUCUCCAAUUAGGAGUGGAUAGUAUCUUCAGUAAUCAAAUAGGUUUUUUCUUUUCUACCAGUCAUGAUCAUGAAGCUGAAUAUUACUAUGAUGAGCUAGAGCACUGUGAUGCUCUUGUGUAGAAGCCUCUGAAACUUAGCUGAAGCCCAAGCAAGAGCAACAUCAAAGCUCUUCGCCACCAACCUAGAAUGAACAUUUCCAUUCUUUCAUGCUAUCUGCCGAGCGAGAAGCAGCACCGCAUUCGCACGACACCCUCCGAGAAGGACGAAAAUAGAUUAGCUGCGAUUCAGGCAAGCUCUGUGAUGAGUCGGAUCCGCUUACUGCAGGAGGAAGUGUCAAGGCAGAUCGUAGUCGGUGAGACCUCUGAGGCUUACGGUGUGGAGGGAAGCAGAAGACAUGAAGAAGGUGAAGGAGAAAAGCGGAACAUGAGCCACUCGCUAUGGAAACACACUUCUGCACUCUACGACUCUGUUGCGGCAACGAUAAGCGGGGCUUUCAAAAGAGACAAUGACGAGAAUACAGCAGAGCCACACGCCGCAGAUCAUGAAGUAGAAUUUUCGCACGGGAGAGAUGAGGCCGCGAGCAUGUUGUCAUCGGACGUGAAGAGCAGAGACGAAGCGCCUCGCGAUCCUGACGACAACGUAGAUGACGUUGUCCAGGGACUGCUGUAUCAGUAAAUAGCUUGCGGUGAUCAUGACUUGACAAUAUAAAUAACUACAGGCUCUUGUGAGUCGCAAAUGAUUAUAUGGGCAAGUAAUGCAAAUACUCUCUAUGCAAACCACUUACAUCACUGUAGAUACUUAGUAAUUUUACACAAGCCCUUUUCGUCCGCGGUCGAUGAUGUCAUCUUCAUGCAUUAAUGAUUUUCGAU